Molecule: messenger RNA, 1275 nt
Organism: Dreissena polymorpha
Lineage: Eukaryota; Metazoa; Mollusca; Bivalvia; Myida; Dreissenidae
Product: glutathione S-transferase Mu 4-like
Exons: 7
Coding region: 257-910 (217 amino acids)
Biological process (GO): glutathione metabolic process
Molecular function (GO): glutathione transferase activity
Source: RefSeq, a predicted model, not a curated record
GCAUUAAAGGUCAAGGAAGAAUAGUAUAGUAAGAUUUGUUAACUGAAAUAAUGUCUACCAAAAAUCAAGAUGUUUUUCAUUAAAUAGCAUAGCGCAUUGUUUACUGUAACCUUAAAACUUUCCUUAACCGUGAUACAUCGACUAUCUCCGGUACCUCCGUAAGACAGUCCAAAGUGCAUAUAUUUAUAGAUCUUUCUAUACCAAUAUAGACCUACUCUCAAGCCGUCAAGGUUUAAUUAAUACGGUUUAGUCCAACAUGCCGACCUUAGGAUAUUGGAAAAUUCGAGGGCUGGCGGCUCCUAUUCGUUUGCUGCUGACGUAUGCGGGGGAGGAGUUUGAAGAUGUCCAGUAUGAGGUCACAGACGGACCGGAAUUCAGCCGCGCAGCAUGGUUUGAUGUGAAGCCUUCAUUUACCGACGUUCUUUCAUUUCCGAACCUGCCCUAUUAUAUCGACGGAGACGUGAAGAUCACCCAGAGCAACGCCAUUCUGCGCACGAUCGCCCGGAAACACAACUUGGACGGGGAGAGUGUGCAGGAGAAAGCGGAAGUGGACAUGAUGCUGGACCAGGCUAUGGACCUCAGGAACGGCGUGGUUCGCCUCUGUUACAACCCCGACUAUGAAAACCUGAAGGGCGAUUAUUUCAAGAACCUCAAAGGAUCACUGGAGCUGUUUGAAAAGCGUCUGGACGGCAGAAACUGGUUCGGGGGAAACAAGGUCACAGUCGCAGAUUUCCCGAUGUACGAGCUUCUAGAUCAGCACAUUCGCAUGAAGUCAGACAGCCUGGAUUCCUACUCAAGACUGAAAGAUUUCCUGGUCCGCUUUGCCCAGCUACCUAAAGUAAAGGAGUAUCUAGCGACGGAUAACGUGAAAAAUCUGCCAAUCAACAACAAAAUGGCUGGCUUCAAGUGAAUAGACCCUCAGUAUAAAGAACAGAACAGAAUAUAAUUGUAUUACACAUAAACUUUACAGUUUCUACUGUUUGACAAAAUAGCAAAACAAAAUACAUGAAUAAAGUUAGCGGAUUAAGCAGAAAUGUUAUGAAAUAGUUAUGGAUGAACUUAACAGAUAAUUGAACAAAACUCGUUAUAUCGCAUGUUAACAGAGUAUCUAGCUAUAUUAAGCAUGACCGAGCAGCGAUUGUUGUACAUAUACCGGCAGUUGUUGGAAUUUUCCUGAUUUUAAAAGUUUGUUUGUUGUUGCUUUGUUGAAGGAGGCAAUACAUUAAUAUUGAUUUUAUUAAAUUAAUCAUUAAAUAAAUAAAUCAUUUCUUCCUA